AUGAAGAGGAGCAACCAGCAGGAACAGGAUCAAGAUUUCAGAAAUGUAAAGGUUCGAGCCGAUUUAGAUAGCAAAUUGUACAAGAAUUAUUCAGGCUAUAAACCAUUAGAGCAAGAGACCGCUGUUGUCGAUACAAUUAAUUUACCAAGGACAGAUAAAGAAAUACAAAACUUUUUCAAUCAAUAUGUUACCGCUAGGAAGCCAUGUAAAAUUUUGGGGGUUUCACCUCAAAAUUUCCCCCGAGAUGAAUUGAAACCUGAUAAGGUUGUUAAUUACUUGCCAUCGGAUGAAAUAUUAACGGUGGAAACCAAGAAGGAUGGUGGGUUCGGUAGUGGUGCUAAAAGGGUCAAAAUGACUUUUGGUCAAUUCAUGUCCAAAUUAAAUCAAGAGGGUGAACACAGUUUGUACUUAACGACUCAGUAUUAUGAGGAUGAUCCAAAUGCGGUCGAUUCACAAACUGAAACUGAUGAAGAAGAGAAGGAUCAAAUUUUAUCCGAUGGCGAAGAUUCGGUGACUUUUCAGGACAUGCAUGAUGAUUUUGAUCAAUUGGAAGGGGCACAAGAAGAGGAAGAUGUUGAGGAUUAUGAAGAAUACGAAAUGAGGUUGAGAGAGCUGUACCAACCGCCUAUGACAAAUUUGGUCAAAACAUUACCAGAGACUCCAGAAUUCUUAAAAUAUUUGAUUCCUCAGCAGAUAAAUAUUUGGAUCGGUGCAGCUUCAACGAUUUACAACGAUGAUUCGGAUAACAGUUGGCUAUCAAAAUUUAACCCAAAUGAAGAAAAAUUAGGGUUAGGUAGAAACGUACCGGGAGGUGGAUCCUCAUCGGGUCUUCAUCAUGAUCAUGCUGACAAUUUGUACAUCCCAGUGUCAGGUCGUAAACGGUUCACUCUAUUUGCACCAAGUGAUGCAGCGAAAAUGUAUACCGUUGGUAAUAUUCGUGAGAUUUAUGCUUCAGGGGUAAUCGAUUACGUUCCUGAUUCGAAAGCACCAACUUGGAGACAGUUACGAGACGACGGUGCGAUCUUAGCACAUGUUUACAAUUACUUGCUUGAGAAUCCUGAUGAUCAUAAACUAAAUGAUCAGGAAAUAGCAGAAUUUAGAAAGUUCAUUGAAUCUGAUGAAAUGCAAGCAGAGAAAGAACCGCCUUCGGGACUCGAUCCGCCCUCAUUUUCUGAGAUACCGCCAAGCGUUGUUCAUACCGAUAAGAUUAAGAAUAAAAAAAUUCGAGAUCAAAUUCUAAAAAUUAGCAGUGAGAAAUGGCCCUUAUUCCAAUCUGCUAAUAGAUUAACAGUUGAACUAGAACCCGGUGAAAUGCUUUACUUACCAACAGGUUGGUUUCACGAAGUUACCUCAUUUGGGGAUUCAUCCAAGAGUAAUGAUGUUCACGUUGCUGUAAACUACUGGUUUGUACCACCAACGGGGCAUCAAAUUGAUGCAGUAUACGAUCACAAGGAUGGCUACUGGCCGAAGGAUUACGAAUUGACCAAGAAAGCCCUUGAUUGGGCUCGUACCGAGGAUGAUGAUGAUGAUGAUGAGGAAGAAUGA
Messenger RNA from Zygosaccharomyces rouxii, 1545 nucleotides. RefSeq lists its product as uncharacterized. Lineage: Eukaryota; Fungi; Ascomycota; Saccharomycetes; Saccharomycetales; Saccharomycetaceae. Bases 1 to 1545 code for a protein of 514 amino acids. The record is from RefSeq and is a predicted model, not a curated record. The transcript has a single exon. Gene Ontology annotation, molecular function: 2-oxoglutarate-dependent dioxygenase activity.